Brenthis ino (lesser marbled fritillary) is the source of this 333-nucleotide messenger RNA. The record is from the annotation of a GenBank genome assembly. Lineage: Eukaryota; Metazoa; Arthropoda; Insecta; Lepidoptera; Nymphalidae.
AUGGUGUCGAGGAUUGUGUGUUUUAUUUUGAUGGUUGGUUUGGCGAAUGCUGCCACCUUUAUGGGAAAGUUGCCCAUGAAACCUAAAGAACACGCUCACAAAACAGGCUGUUAUAUUGCGGAGAUCAAUGAUGUUAUACCUUAUGGAGAGAUGGUUGCGCCAGUCGGUGUUUGCUACAGGAUAGAGUGUUCUAGACAUAUGCUUUACUAUGCAUCAUGCGGAACUAUAUCUAUGGAUGGUUCACCGAACUGUUUUGUUUCGGAUGAAGAUUUGAGAGUGCCGUAUCCUAGUUGCUGUCCUGAAAUAAAAUGUGAACAGGAUAACUAUCUCAUA